Cuscuta campestris is the source of this 604-nucleotide messenger RNA. The record is from the annotation of a GenBank genome assembly. NCBI's taxonomy places the organism in Eukaryota, Viridiplantae, Streptophyta, Magnoliopsida, Solanales, Convolvulaceae.
CAGAAACACACCAAACAAUCAAUCCAUGGGAAGAAUUAGGAACAGAGCGAAGCUGCUUACGAUGAUUCUGUCUUUUGCCCUCUUAUUACUAUUUUGCCCUCCGGCCGCCGCCGGAAGAGAAGACGGCGCGAGCGCAGCGGUGGUGGAGGCGGCCCGGGAAAGGCGGCACCCCGUCGUAGAGGCGGCAAUGGCCCUGUUCUCUCUCCCCACGGCCUUCCCCCGCGCCCCUUCUUACUGGCUCAAGCUCUCGUCUUUCUUCAAACAGGGAAUGGGUUUCUUCUUCACUGCCCCCGAUCUGGACUUCAGGGGAAGUGGGGGAGUGCCGAUAGGGGCAGAGAAAGAAGGAACGGCCGGGGAAAAGGUGAGAGAAGCGGUGGUGAAGAGCAAAGCAGCCAUGGAAGACUCUGCAAAGUCUGCAGCGAAGUUGGCCGGGGAGGCGGUGGACAUGGCCGCCAAGAAUUUGAAGAUGACACUGUCAAGAACAUCAUCCCACCAAGAUGAUGAUGAUGAUGAUGAUGAGCUCUGAAUCUGUGAUAUAUUUAUGUACUUGCCAGAUUAUACACACUCUUGCCGUAAUCCAAGAAAAUAAAAAUAUACAGAUUUU